GUCUGUGUCGGUUUGCGAUUACCCUGACAACCCACGCAAAUCUAACACCGCCUCCUUCGGCCGUGUUCAGGUUCGGGGUCACUAUAAUGAAACGGGAUCAAUAAGACGACCCGCGAAUGUUUCCGUGACCUUUGACCGGUCAAAUAAUAGUCUUUUGUUACUGUCAGGAGCCCUGAUUCUCAGCCUAUUCGCAAUAGUUACCAUAUCACAGAGGAUUUCAAUCAUGAGGAAUGACAACAUGCAAAGUGACCAAUUGAAUCUCGAGGAGUGGAGUGCCUUGAUAUUUUUUCCAAGCAAGAUAAUGAAAAGGAUGCCGCAGGGGUUCUCCAACGAGGAGUUUAAACAGUGGAAAGACGAAAUCAGCAGGUCACGUGUUGUGGGCGUGGAGAAGGGUUGUGGUCGGAUGAAGAACAGACUGCUGCACUUGGAGGGGGGAGGGCGAGUGUGUUGCAGGUAUAGACAGAACCAGGAUCAGAUCCAGGGGGAGGUCUUCUCGUUCUAUCUCAGCCGUGCGAUUGGUAUUAACAAAGUUGCCCCUACCAAACUCUCGGUUUUCAACGCGUCCGAUCCUUUCUGGUCAGAUGUUGCCCCUCAGCUGCUCAAAAAUGAAAACGAGGGCGAAGGGGGCUGGGAGGAGGGAAAAUUGGUCAUCCUUACCAAGUUCAUCGACUACCUUCAUCCUGUCAAUAUACCCUUAUACUUCCAGACAGAUCAGAACUCCGUCGCUGAUUGGUCAACUUUGGCCUCUUUGCCAACGAUUUUGUCCAAUCAGAGCUCAGUAUCUUUGAACUCAGUUGAAAUAGCAGAAUUAGCCCAGUGGUCCGACAUGGUAGUUUUCGACUAUCUAACUGCGAACUUAGAUCGAGUCGUUAACAAUCUGAACAAUUUGAAAUGGAACUCAAGAAUGUUGCAGUAUCCCAUACACAAUUUGCAGCAACGAAACUCCGAUAACCUUUAUCUGUUAUUUGACAACGAAUCAGGUCUGCUUCAUAGUUACAGAAUACUAGACAAGUUUAGUCAUUAUCACGACCAGCUUUUGAGCUCAGUUUGCUUGUUUUCUCCCCAAACCGUGGCCAACAUCGAACGACACGCCAGCAACUCUAGUCUGUGGUCUUCCAUGUACCAAGAUUUCCAAGCCGAAGAGUCCCUCAGCCGAAAAUUGCCCAAGUUGCCGUCCCGAUUCGUCUCCAUUCUGCACAGUCGGCUGAAUAGCACUAGAGAGCAAUUUGCACAUUGUGAAACUCGGUUGAAAAAUAACAAAUAAAUCGUUUAUGUUUGUUUCUGUUAAAUGUUUAGCCAAUCUGUAAUGAACGUCAAUGAUUCAUGUUUCUUCGUAUAUUUCAAAUAGU
Symsagittifera roscoffensis is the source of this 1349-nucleotide messenger RNA. Its product is annotated as extracellular serine/threonine protein kinase four-jointed-like. The transcript is spliced from 3 exons. The record is from RefSeq and is a predicted model, not a curated record. Gene Ontology annotation, biological process: cell-cell signaling. Lineage: Eukaryota; Metazoa; Xenacoelomorpha; Acoela; Convolutidae. The coding region runs from base 224 to 1264 and encodes 346 amino acids.